Messenger RNA from Medioppia subpectinata, 389 nucleotides. The record is from the annotation of a GenBank genome assembly. Lineage: Eukaryota; Metazoa; Arthropoda; Arachnida; Sarcoptiformes; Oppiidae.
AUGAAUAGUCGGCCAGCGGUGAGACUGUUGAGCUCCGGAGGGCUAAACGUGGCUUUGGCUGUAAAGGACCCUUUGGUUCGGACAGAUAUGAGUGCAAUCGCCACUGCAAAAGUAACAGGUUUCGAGGUGGUUACUGUGACCGUGGUGGUUUCCGAUGCAAAUGCUAUGGCUAAACACCAGAUAUAAAACUGUUGCUUGGUAACUUGCUUGACUUACUUGACCUAUCAGCAUUUAAUUUGUAAACACAAUUUUAUUUAACAAUUAAAUCUUGUUAUAAAUUGAAACUUAUGUAAUGCCUUGAAAUUAAUGUAACCAUUUUUAAUUUGAUAAUUUCUUAGUAAUUGUUAUAAAAUAUAGUAUUCAAAUAAAUAUAACUUUUAAAUUUGCAA